AUGUCGUUUCUUCCGCCGCUCGGCGCCUUGCUUCUGCCUCUUACGGCUCUUCUCCAGCCUGCCCUCGCCGCCAACGCCUAUACCACCACCAACAACGAGUUGCCCAAGGACAACAGUCCGAACUGCAGCUGCUAUGUCGUCCAGUCGGGUGCCAACUCACAAACCCCCGAAUACUUCCAAUACUACCGCUUCUACGACUUCCGGAACAUCCAAGGUGCCAUGACCGAGGCACCACCGCUUAUCAACAGCACACAGGUCGCUGGUAUGGAGCCCACAUGGCAGCCGAAUGUAUUCAACAGCGAUGCAUGGAAUACCGACUGGGGCAUCCAAAACUGGAGCAAGAAAGCGACAGAUGACUUCCCCGUCCCCAUGAACAACUCGCUCGCCAACGUCUACCUCGGGCAAGAAAAAGACGUCUCGUUCCUCUCGCUACGCACCUCGCGAGAAGAAUCAUACCAGACAUCCGCCGAAAUCGAGAACCACCAGAAGAACCUCAUGCACGUUUCCAUGCGCAUGUACGGCCGCGUAAAAGGCGACAAGGGCGCGGUAGCAGGCUUCUUCACCUUCUUCGACGACUCCAACGAGUCGGACGUGGAGAUUCUGACGCGCGAUCCCAAGGACCAAAUCCGCUACACCAACCAGCCCUCGGUCGACAAGUCCGGCAACGAAAUCCAAGCCGCGUCCGUGGGGCCGACCAACCUGCCCCGCUGGGACGACUGGCAGACGCACCGCAUCGACUGGCUGCCCAAGAACAGCUACUGGUUCCUCAACGACAAGCAGGUCGCGGCCAAUUCCUACUCUGUUCCCCGCAGGUCGAGCUACCUCGUGCUCAACAUGUGGAGCGAUGGCGGCGAGUGGAGCGGCAAUAUGAGCGAGGGCCACUCGGCCGAGUUUCAGAUUCAGUGGAUUGAGAUGACGUUUAACACGAGCGGGCCUUAUACGGGGAGCCAGAAGGAGGAUAAGAGGGAUGCUGAGAAGUCGUUGUUUGGACGCAAGAGCUCGGAAAAGCCGUGUCAGACUGUGUGUAAGAUUGAUGGCGUCGCCAAGGUGGGUACACCGGAGGUGGUCUCCAAUGUCACGAGUAGUGCUGCUGGUGCUGCUGGCAAGGGCGUAUCGUGGACGUUGUUGGUUGGGGUUGUGGGACUUGUGUCCAUG
Molecule: messenger RNA, 1155 nt
Organism: Cucurbitaria berberidis CBS 394.84
Lineage: Eukaryota; Fungi; Ascomycota; Dothideomycetes; Pleosporales; Cucurbitariaceae
Product: glycoside hydrolase family 16 protein
Exons: 1
Biological process (GO): carbohydrate metabolic process
Molecular function (GO): hydrolase activity, hydrolyzing O-glycosyl compounds
Source: RefSeq, a predicted model, not a curated record